This is a messenger RNA of Musca domestica (house fly), 1403 nucleotides long. RefSeq lists its product as uncharacterized. Lineage: Eukaryota; Metazoa; Arthropoda; Insecta; Diptera; Muscidae. The record is from RefSeq and is a predicted model, not a curated record. The transcript has 2 exons. The coding region runs from base 126 to 497 and encodes 123 amino acids.
CAUUCGUAAACUCAGGCAUUUGGUUUUCAGUUUAUCUUUUAUUGGACAUUUUCUUUUAUCACUCUGUUCUUGUUUGUAACAUUGGAACUACACACACCGAGUCUAUCGCCUCUCCAAUUCGCAUAAUGUCCGCAGAAGUGUCUUCUUCGGUAGAAUCGUCCCUGAAGGACAACGAUUUCUUUCCCUCGGCCGAGGAACUGGAAACCUAUUAUAAUAUGCUGGAAAAUGGCGCAAUUUUGGAAUUAGAAUGGGAAUGUCCAGGGCGACGACCUCCCUCACCGGACAUAAAAAGCAGUAGCAAAGAACCUAGCCUCUCCACAGAUGUUACCGAAACACAUGAUCCCAUGAAACCCAAUGAUUUUGACUUCAGUGAUGAUAUUGCCCAACCUUUGCGACGCCAUGGUACACCCAAAUCAAAAUCGGUUAAAAAGAAGACGGCAAAUUUUGCCGGUGUCAUGGAAGCUUUGAAGAAGAAAAAUGCCGAAGGCUCCAACUGACAGGCCAGUUGGGCCAACUAAAACCGCUUUUAACAUUCUGAACUGAUAGCUAUAAAUAAUGUAAAGAAAUUAAAAUAAGAAGUAAUAAUAGAGAUGUAUAUUGAUUGGUUGAAUAAGAUAUAAAUAAGAUAAUAGAGAUGAAUGCUUAAAGUUGAGUUUUAUCACAUUCUAUGAGAUUCUAUGGUGAUCAGUUCCAGAACCUUGAAAUCUACUAGCCUUGAAAUUAUUUUCGAUAUCAAAAGACUGUAAAAGUUUUUACAAAGAUAACCGAUUUUUCCUUUGAGACAUCGAAGAAAAUAUCAAAACUAGUAGAUUCUAGCAGGUACUGGAAUGCGAGAAUUUUUGUUUUCGGAAUGUUUUUUGAUUUUGCAGUUGGAAAUUGUUUUCAUGCAAACUUGUAACUUAAAUUUUUUUUUUAAAAAAAGUAACCAUUUAAAAAGUGUCGAACUUUUAAUACCCUCCUCCAUUUGGAAUGAACUUGCAAAAUGCAAAAAAUUUCGUUAAAAAAUGCCGCAAUAAAUUAAAAAAUUCCGAAUAUCAGGUGUUACGUUUAUAUUGGGCUAUACGAAAACGUGAGCCUUUACAGCCAAUGAUCUGUCAGAAAAAGAGAUGACAAUACGAAUUCCGAAAAUGUAGCUAUAAUCAUCAAAAUUCUGAAUAUUGGGAAGAACCGUUAUAUGGGGACUACACAAAGGUGUGUGCAAAUCAUGCAGUUAUAAGGAGUCUAUACCAAAACUUGGUCAUAAAUGUACAGUACUCUGCAGGGAUGUUUACUACAUACUGGUGAACAAAUACUCCCAAUUUACAAAAAAAUCAGUUUGAAUUUGUCGCUAAAACACCCAAAAAAACCUUAAAUCUGCCGGCACAGUUAUAUGGAGCCUAUUGCAAAACGUGAACCUAUUCCGG